Vicia villosa (hairy vetch) is the source of this 4081-nucleotide messenger RNA. Its product is annotated as BTB/POZ domain-containing protein At1g04390-like. Gene Ontology annotation, molecular function: protein binding. NCBI's taxonomy places the organism in Eukaryota, Viridiplantae, Streptophyta, Magnoliopsida, Fabales, Fabaceae. Bases 154 to 3225 code for a protein of 1023 amino acids. The record is from RefSeq and is a predicted model, not a curated record. The transcript is spliced from 9 exons.
ACCAAAAUUCGCGACAAUCACCAUUUCUGUUUUGACUUCAUAUCUGGCAAAAAAAAAAAAAAAAAAUUGUGGCGGUGUUCAAACCAUAUAGAGAGUUGAACUUGAAUUGAGCUUAGCUCCUCCACAAUUUCACAUACGAAUUUCUUCAUAAUCAUGAUUCAUUCAACUACGAAAUCAUCAAAAGAGAAAGAAAACGAUCGCGGCAUCAGUUCGCACGUCCUCACCCUCCAUCGCCGUCUUCUCCACGCCUUAAACCUGGGAACCAGAUACUUUGAUGACAAGACAAAUAGAUGGAAGUGGCAGUGUGUUAACAUUGAAGUGCAGAAAAAUGUACUCCGGUCAAUUUCUGCGUUUCUUGAUUCUAUUGCAGGUGAUGCACGUGUCAUACGGCAUUCCAUCGUUAAGGAAUCUGCUGCUGAUAUUUUGGGAGCAUUGUUAUGGAUUCUUCAAUGCAAAAGUGAGCCCUUGUUAAGCAUGGCAUCAAAUGUGGCUGUGAAGUUAGUUAGUGUUUUACCGAGCCAACAGUUGCAAUUGCGAUUGUUGGAUCUUGUCUAUUGUCUAUCAUCCUUGCUAUCUUCACAUCAAGUAGAAGUUGCAAUACCUUCUGCUACUGCUUUGAAUUUGGUAAUCUCAAAUCUGAGUGCUACGAGUGAGAAGGCUGUUAUUGAAGCACUGAAAGAAACAGAGGUUUCCGUUUGUAUUGUUCAAAAUAUUAAAGACUGUGAUGGGAAGAAAGUUGAAUAUUUUCUGGAGAUGGCUUCACUUUUGAGUACAGUACUGUUGAGGUGGUCUUCAUCUAGGUUCCCUGUUUGUAAUGAUGUUGAACUUAUGAAAGUUUUAGCAAACAUGCAUAUAAAGACAGAUAGUUCCAUUAAACUUGUUCUUCUAAAGCUGUACACAUCUUUAGCUUUAUGUGAUUCUGUAGUGCAAAAACUCAUCGAGGGUGGAAAAGUAUUUCUACAAAUGAUUGUGCAGGCGAUGGGAAAAUCAAACCCUCAUGAUGUUCGGAUAGAGGGGUUUCGGCUUGCUCAAUGUCUAUUGAGAUCCCAAGAAAAUUGUUUAAAAGUGAUGGAUUUGUGUGGUGAAGCCCUUGUUGAUGCCAUAAUUUGUGGGAUGAGAGAGACAGGUCCGUCUUCCAAAAAAAUUGAGAACAACUAUGGUUCUGUAUUAGUGGAAGCAUGUAAGCUGGCUCUAAUUACUCGUUGGGCUGGCGAUCAUCAUAUCAGGUUUUGGAAACAAGGAAUUGAUAAAGUCCUCCUUAGUCUUCUGAUUGAAAAUAUUCACGAUCAAUCAACUGAACUUGUGUUGUCAUUGGAAAAACAAAUAUCCAUGGUGAAAGAGGGACUGAAAGUCAAUUAUCACGUUGCUGUGAGGAGUUACGUGUGGAACAUUCUUGGGUGGCUUGUAAUUCAUUGUUCAGAAAAUUCAAACCCUUACAGUUAUACCCAUGAGAGUGAACUCCACAUCAACUUACUUAUUAUGUGUGCAUGCUUCACUUUUGUGGAUGCAAUUCAAAAAUGGUGCCGGAUAUGUCAAAAUGACGUUGAUGAUAAUUUUCAAAGUGAACCAGUAUCAAGGGCUGUUCUAAUGAUGAUUUAUUCUCCAUGUAAUUAUAUUUCUUCACAUGCUAGAUUUGUAUUAUCUGAUAUACUAAAGGUCAAAGGCGAUCCAUGCUUGAAAAAUUCACUACAUACCAUAGAUUAUUUAUCAUCUUUGAAAAGCUAUAGUUCAUUUGAUAAACUUCAACUUAUUAUUAACUUAAUUGGGUUAACUUGUCUUACAAGUUUACCACAGUAUCAAAGAUGUAUCAUAGAAAGCAGAGGGAUAAAGGCUGUUGUUCUUCUUGUCCAACGAUGCUUAAGUAAUGAUGUUCAUAUGGAAAGGUCUGAAGUUGCUCCUCAUUUGCAUACUGUAUUCCAUAAAAGGUCUUGUUGCUGGACUGGUAAAGGAGGCUGGGAAGGUUCCAAUAUCCUUUUAUUUUAUGGUCUGUGGGGCAUAGCUGAAUUUCUUCAUCAGUGUUGCCUUUUACCAGACAAUCCUCAGCAAUUUACUAGAGAGGUGACAAACAUUAACACUGAAUUAGUUAACAAACUUCAUGAUAUCUGUAGUAGCACCUCUUUCAGUCCUGGAGUGAAAUGGUAUGUUUCUUAUAUUCUAAGUUAUUUUGGAUUUUAUGGUUUCCCAAAUGAAUUUUCCAAAAGGAUCGGGAAAUCUCUUAAUAAGGAAGAAUAUGCAGAUUUGCGACUCAUUGUAGCAAAUGGGGAUUCUGUGAGUGUUCAUGGUGUUAUUCUUGCUGUUCGAUGUCCAUCACUUCUACCUUCUCAAGUGUUAUCUAGUAGUAAGAGUUCUAAAGAAAUAACAGAUUGUUUUGUUAGAGAGACCGUGAGAGAAGUUCGCUAUUCUUCUCAUGUUGAUUAUGAAGCGUUGUUGUUAUUGUUGGAAUAUGUGUAUUUGGGACACUUGCAUGCAGCAGAAGAAGAAACUGUAAAGAAGCUCAAAGUUCUUGCUAAGCGUUGCAAUCUACAACCUCUCUUGCAACUGCUUUGUAGACAAUCUCCAAAGUGGGACGCACCUUUCCCCAUCUUUAAUCUUACUUCAUCUCCUGAUUCAGCUGGAAGUUAUUUUUUUGAUGUCAUAAUGGAAGCUAAAUCGAAUGAGUUUGUUGGAUGUACAUGUAAUUUAUGUCCUCACCCAGUACGGCAUUUGCAUGCUCACAAAGUUAUAUUGCAGUCUGGCUGUGACUAUUUACAGGGUUUGUUCAGAUCAGGAAUGCAAGAGAGUCAUUCACAAGUCAUAAAGGUUGAUAUUAGCUGGGAAGCAUUGGUUAAACUAGUACAUUGGUUUUACUCUGAUGAGCUGCCGAAUCCUCCUUCUGGUUGUUUGUGGGUUAACAUGGAUGAUCAAGAAAAGCUAUUCCAUUUGCAGCAAUAUGUGGAGCUUUGUUGGCUUGGUGAGUUCUGGAUUUUGGAAAGUAUUCAGGAAGCCUGCUGGAAUGCGAUUAUGUCUUGUCUUGGUUCUUCUAAGCAGUUGUCCAUUAAAAUAAUUAAAAUGGCUUAUAACCUCUCUUUGUGGAAGUUGGUUGACAUUGCCGCAAACCUCAUGGCUCCUUCAUAUAGGCAAUUACGGGAUUCUGGUGAACUUGAAGAAUUUGAUGAAGCACUAGUUCACUUCAUUUAUUCUGCUUCUAUUGAACUUAACCAUGAAGGUGAAAAACGCUUUAGGUGAUGUAAUACCCUUCAAGAUGAAGCACAGUGCAGGAGAUUCAGGAGAAGUGAUAGGCCUAUGAAGUUUGUGUAUAGAAGGAGGGGUAAAAAAGGGAAUGAGGAGCUGGUGGGGACAGAGAGAAUAACUAACUGCACACGUGGCAGUCAAGGAGUGGAUGGAAGCGUGGGAAUGAGGGAAGGAGAGUUGUUUAAAGGAGGAGGUCACGCAUGAUGCAAGGGGGGAUUGGAUUGGAGUGGUAGCAGGACUGGGAGUGAGAACCUUCCUCACACCAGUAGUGGUAUUUCAUCUUGGGAGUAUUGUUUUCAUAUUUCUUGUAAUUGUCCUUACUGCAAUGAGUGAUUACUCCAUCCAUUGUCUUAAUAUUCUAUAGCUAUUGUAAGAAGUUGAUACUCAACAUUCUGAUAUAUAUAACAGUACUUCAAUCUAAGAGUCUAUUAAGAAGAAACACCAGCUCUUGUUACAGGUUCCUCUCUUCCUCUCUACUUACAAUUUUAUUGAUGUAGAUGACAGAGUGUCUAUUUGCUUUUUUUCUUAUGCCCUCUUAUUUUUCCCAAGAUUAUAAUUGGUAUAACAGGAUCUUAGUCUUAAAUACUCCUUCUAGUCUCAAAUACAAACAAAAAAAGUAUUCAUAUUUGGUAGUCUUAAACUUUACUACUUUUACUUUUUUUGAAUGAUGCAUUCCUAAAAUACCUCUCAUUUAAUGGAAAUUCACCUUUUUUGAGAUUAAGAAAACUAACUGCACUUGAAUAAAAGAUAACUUCAAAAUCCGGUUUUGUGAGGUUAUGUCAGACUUUUAAUCCAAAUUCUAAGAGAUAUGUUAUUUGUAUAUGAAAUGCUUCUCUAUUAUUAUUCAAAA